Messenger RNA from Diospyros lotus (date-plum), 825 nucleotides. RefSeq lists its product as uncharacterized. The coding region runs from base 48 to 608 and encodes 186 amino acids. The transcript is spliced from 3 exons. Lineage: Eukaryota; Viridiplantae; Streptophyta; Magnoliopsida; Ericales; Ebenaceae. The record is from RefSeq and is a predicted model, not a curated record.
CCUCCUUAAAAACCAAGAGGAGAGGGGGAGAGAGGGGAGUAGGGCAAAUGGGUCAGGCAUUUCGUCGAGCAUCUGGAAGGAUCCGAAGCGUGAGUCUCGAUCCAACGCCGGCGUCGUCGUCCAAGAAGGCCGUUGACGUCAGGCCGCCGGUUCCGCCGCCCGAAAAGGUUGCCGGAGACAAUGUCGGCCCGACUACCGAGGUUGGAUCAAGAAUCAAUCCUGAAAACAUCCUUGAAGAGAGAGAUCCACAAUAUGAUGUCAUGCUUAGUCAGAUGGUGGGUAGAAUUAGUUCCAAACCUGGAGGAAAACCUGAGAUGGGUGAGGCAUCUGUGGUUGAACAGUAUAGAAGGCCUUUGCCAAAACUGAGAAAUACAACAGUGGAGUCCACCAGAUAUGAGGAAAGACCUGCCCCUGCGGGUACCCUGAACGUGGCACAACUACGGCAUAUCAUGCUGCUGCAUCAAGGGAAGGCUGACGAUCACAAUGGGCCGAUGGAUGUCCAACAGAUCGCGGAGAAGUUCCGGGUCGACGUUGUGCAUGUCCAGAAGAUCCUCCAAUCCGUGUCGCUGCCUCCACAGGACAGCAGCAAACAGAGAAAUGAUCAGUGAUGCAUACUGUAGUCUGUAGUGCUUUCAGCUUUCCUAGUCGUUUGUUUUGCUAACGAAAUUCUGUUCAAUGAUAUGAGUGAGGGAUCUUUGUACAAAACAAAAUGUUAGAAGUCAAUGUUGUCACGGUUUUGUAUGAUUUAAGACUUUUGAUGGUUAAACAGAGUUGGCGAAUCCAUUGAGUCAAUAAUGAAUAGGACGUAGUCUUGAUUCCGGAGCA